GAGGAAACACCAACCCGUGCCCUCAGGAUGCCAAUGACGUGGUUGUGCAGCAGUACGCGCGGGCCUAUCUUUGGUAUGUACUAACCAAGGUAGUCUUCUCAGAUGCAACCGGGAACUCAGCCCUCUGGAUGUUCUUGGAGCCACUUAAUAACUGGGAUACCCAGUAUAGCUGGGGUUCGGCCGCACUAGCAUACUUGUAUCGUCAGCUUGACUUGGCGUGUCGGAGGAAGGGAGGUACAUCCUCAUUGUCUGGGUUUGUUUGGAGCCUAUCCGUGUGGAUGUGGGAGCGGAUCCCGGUUGGACGGCCCGAUUUGAAGAACCCCCCUCAUGGCAAACCCACGGGGUAAUCAUGACGGGUUGCAUGAUGAUGAUCCAUAUCGGCGCCCUACGCUUGCUUACUAUUGGGAACAAGUGACAGUGUACACAGGAAGCUCGCAUGUGCGAUACAAGUGCUAUAUGAACGAGCUGGACACCUUGACUGCUGAGCAGGUACAUUGGUUGCCUUAUGUGGAAGAUCGUGACUUUGAUCUUAAUGAGAUGUGCACGCGUGAUAGCCAUCUUUGGCGGGCGAGGUGCCCAAUGAUAUGCUUCUUCGCAGUCGAGUGGCACUUUGUAGACCGUGUGGCAAGACAAUUUGGAAAAAGACAAGGUAUUCCAAUUGAGGAGAGCAAGGAGGAAAUGCUAUCUCUGCAUCGGUUCGAUCGAAGGAACAAUCAGGAUAUAUCGGAUUGGGCAAACAAACACCGUGUGUGGAUAGAAAUUUGGAAUCAAAGAGACACCUGA
Molecule: messenger RNA, 783 nt
Organism: Triticum aestivum (bread wheat)
Lineage: Eukaryota; Viridiplantae; Streptophyta; Magnoliopsida; Poales; Poaceae
Product: serine/threonine-protein phosphatase 7 long form homolog
Exons: 5
Coding region: 328-783 (151 amino acids)
Biological process (GO): meristem maintenance; meristem development
Source: RefSeq, a predicted model, not a curated record